Messenger RNA from Astrephomene gubernaculifera, 7653 nucleotides. Lineage: Eukaryota; Viridiplantae; Chlorophyta; Chlorophyceae; Chlamydomonadales; Astrephomenaceae. The record is from the annotation of a GenBank genome assembly.
AUAUAACUGAGUACUUGAUGCUGGCUAAGCCGUGCGUUUCAGGUUAUAACCGGUCAACGUCACAACACGGGACGGUCAAUGGCCCUAGGCCCAAAAUAUGGCGUAUACUAGCCAUCGCACGCUUGCUACCGGUUACGAGGUGUCUUUGGAAUGGUCUCGUGUGCAACCGAACGUAUUUCCUGAGGACGAUGAGGAUUGGAUCGAGGUGCUGCGCCGGCCUCCUCAGACCUGGAGCGCCGCCGAGGUGGCGCACUGGGCUCAGCGCCCGCAUGAGCACGGCGGUGGGCAGCUGGGGGAUUUGGUGGCGCGGCGGCUCUGGGAGAACGCUAUUGACGGCCACCUGUUACUGGUGUACGGCAGCCAUGGUGGCAGCAGCAGUACGGUUUCCGAACUGAGCAGGGUGCUGGGGCUGUCGGAGCCGGCUCACCGGCAGGCACUGGCAGAGGCAGUGGCGGAACUUAAGACGCUGCCGGAACGUAUCCUGUACGGCGAAGUCGUACUGCCGCCGCCAGCAGAGCUACUGGAGCAGCAGCAGAUGAAGCCGGCAACGGCAGCAGCAACAAGAGCUGCCAGCUGUGUUGGAAGCACGACAACAGCAACACGUUGCGCCUCCCGGCUUGGGCGCCGUCAGGAACACGAUAGAUGGAUGGGGGUCUGGGGCGGCGGCAGCGGUCGAGGGACUGACGGGGAUGCCAAGCGUAGCGCCGGCCGACCCGUGGGUCUAUCCGAGAAAGAGCGAGUGCUUCAUGAUGCAAAGGUGGCAGCCGCCGCCUCCAAAGCCCUUGCUAAGACUACGGCUCCACCCGGUACGAACACCGGCUUCACUGCGGGGGCAGUCACGAUAGUCGUGCGGCAGCAUGGCAGGACUCUGACAGCAACAGCAACGGCAGCAGCGGUAUCAGCUGCAGGUGCUGGCUUAGAGGAUGGCGCAGCAGGCGUGAUGUCAGAUGUUGACGCCGGAAGCCGAGUCGACCAACGACGGCAGCGGCAGCAGCCCGCUGGCGACGCCACCACCGCCUUUGACGGCGACAGCGAGGAAUGCCAGUACGGCAGUGCCGAAGGCGGUGCGGCUGCUGACGGCGGCGGUGGUGAGGAGGGGCUUCCAGGUGACGGCACGGCGUGGGGCGGCGGCGGCGUCCCGCGGGUGAUGCGCGAGAUGCGGCGCAUGGGCGAGCUGGUGUCGGCACAUGAGGACGUGGUCAGGCGGCUCAAGGUCCUUCGCGAGGAGGGUCCAGCAGGUCUAGACCGCCUCAUGCGGGAGCGCCAGCGCGCAGCAACAGCAGCAACAGCAGCUGCAUCAGCGGCAGGCGGUGCCGCACCAGCCGCGGCAGGACAAGCAGCGGGGUCAGCAGCAGCGGGUGCGGGCGGUGUGGAGGACCCCGGGGGCCUGGCAGAUGUGGAGCAACGCGGGCGGGCGCUGAGACAGGGGCUGGCAGCGCAGGGGGGAGCAGUGGACGACCUGGCACGGCAGGUACCCCUGCGCAGCGCUAUGCGGCGUGCAGCCGAGGCGGCGGUGGAGGCGGCUGGUGGUGGUGACGAGGAUUGUGGCGGUGAAGGCAGCGGAGGCGAGGGUUUCCUUGGUGUCGGACCUACUAGGGAGCCGCGAGGCGGCUGGCGGCAGGCUGGAGAAGAAGGAGAGGAUGGGGGACGUGUACGACAAAGCCUCAGCGCCGCCGGGCGUGCCGUACUGGCGGAGGCGGACCGCCGUGAGAAGAUGCAGGAGGAGCAGGAGCCUUGGGUGUACGACAGCGACGAUGAAGAUGACGAUCACGGUGCUGGCGACACUGCUGACGUUGCCGGGCGGAGAGCGGUUGAUGGGUUUGGCGGCGGCAAAAGCAGCGCCCCGGCAGGGAGGAAAGACCCAUGGGUCAGAGGUGAUGACGGCGCCGGCGUGAAGCCCAGUGUACGGCGACAUGUCGUACGACCCCUGCCGGGACUGCCGGCUGGCCGGGGGCUGCAACCAGGGUCCCAUGAGGUGCAUCCGCCGCGGCCCGGACCCGAUCCGUGGCGUACGGCAGACCAAAAAGCUGUACGACGGGUUCUAGCCCAAGGCGCCGCCACGCCCGUACACCAUACCUUGAAAAGCAAGCUGGCACAGGACGCUGUACGGCACAUGUACGGCAUAGCACCACCGGAGACAAGUACGGCGUACGGUACGGCAGCUACGCGGGGAGUGGUUGGCGACAGCGGAGCUGGUGCUGCGGGGGGUGCGGCGGCGGGUGCGGCGGCGGGGCAGCCGUUCUAUCCGCCUACCUCACUGCUAACCAACCACCGGGCAGCGGCACACGAGGUGCAGUUGCGGCGGCAGCAGGGCCUGCCCGUCUCCCCCGACUUGCUUGCGGCUCGCAGCCUGGCUGCCCCCAGGACGGCAAGGCUGGUGGUGCGGGCGGUGGCUGGUAAGCCGGAGCAGGCGGCGGAUUCGGUGAUGGUUCAGCCUGAGGUGGCAGCCGACGGCAGCUUCAGCUUCCCCUCCCGUUACGGCUUUCAAGUCGCCCCCUCGCCCAACACCAAACCCGCCGCCUGGCCCAACCCCCCUCAGCCCCAUCAUGCAGACUCGGCCACCACCGCCACCACCACCACCACACCGCCGCCUCCUAGACCCCAGAGUGCCAAACUGCCCUUCCCGGCCAGCAACCGCCCCUACCAACCCUCUCGUCUGGCACGACCCGCCUCCGCGUCUCCCUCGCUGCUGCUACCAACGACGCAACCCAUCCACCCCGGGGGAUUCGUCGUGGGUCCAUCGUGUGACGAGCACCAUCAGCAGCAGCAGCAGGACCACCACCAGCACCAGAGUCUAGCGCCGCCGGAAGCGCGUGUACGUGGCAUCGGCGCCGACGGGGCGUUACAUCGCGCCAUAGCUGCCAAGGCAGCGACUGUCGCCGCUGGGGAGGCUGCCACUGCUGCUGCUGCUGCAGCGGAUGCUGGAGGUACGGCAGGCUGUACGGAAGCGGUGUCAUCCGGACGCGCCCGUACCCGAACUGGCGGCGGACAUGCCGGAGGCGGUACCGGUACGACUGCGGGGGCGGUGGUGAGGGGUGCGAUGGCACCAGAAGCACUAGCAGCACCGGGAGCAGCACCGGCGGAUGCUCGCUGCACAGUGGCGUCCCGUCUGCGGGGCACUGGCCGCAUUCGAACCUACCUGGAAGGCGAGUGGGGCGACUCGGAGCUGCAGCAGAGUGUGAGGGAGGUACUACACAUGUUGGAUGGGGGAUGCGGGCCGCCGGCGACGUCAGGGCUGCUGCAGGACGGUAGCAAUGGCAGCGGUGGCUGCGGCGGCGGGCCAGUGCGAGCGGCGCUGUCGCCUCCUUCUUCCGGAAGGCGGACUUCGCAACGACAAGCGACGGAGACUGUGCAGCAGCCAAGGAUUGAAAAUCUGCAAAAGCAUUCGAGGCGAGGUGGAGGGAGGCAGCAGGGUGGAGCAGUGCAGCUGUACCGCUUUAGGGAGGGGCAGCUGGUGUACACAGGUCGCCGGCCGCCUUUCGACUCUCAGCCCGAUGUGCCUUACGAGCUGCCCGGAUGGCACCCGCGACCCAUGGGUCAGACCUGGACCAAGACGGAUGCCGAACGCUUGGCGGCUGGCGUGGCGGCGGAAGCGCGUCCCGGCACAUCAGAGCUGCACUGGGCUGCAGGGCGGGGUGACGUGUUGCGGCUGCGGGAGCUGCUAGAGGAGGCAGGCGACCCCGACCAACAGCGCUCACUCGUCAACUCACGGAACCCCGCCUGGGAGACCCCUCUGCACCGAGCUGCCAUGUGCCCCGGACCCAGUGCGGUGGGAGCCAUGCGGCUGCUGUUGGCGGCGGGAGCUGAGACCGACCCACGGGACGUUAACGGCAUCACUCCGCUGAUGGGCAUCAUUACCGCGGGCUGCUGGCAGCCCGAGGGGCCCCUCCGUGCUCGCACGCUGCUGGCUGCAGGCGCCCGAGUGGAUGUGUGCGAUUGCUGCGGAGAGACGCUGCUGCACAAGGCGUUCAUCCACCACGUUUGCGCCGCCUCCUCGGGUCUUCAAGACCUGCUGGCCAUGCUACUGCCGCUGGCCAGGCAGCACCUGCCGCCGUACACACACGAGGACAAUGACAACACCAACCUGCACGCCACAGCCUCCGGCUCCACCGCCCCGCCCGCUACCGGUGCCUUCUCACGCGCACACCCACUCGCAUCGGCCGCCGCAGCCGCCACCUCCGGCGCCUUCGUAGCCACCGCCGUCGCCGCCGCCGCCGCCGCGGCCGCCUCCACACUCGACCGCCAUUCGCCCCCUCCCCCAUCAGCCUCCUCACCCUCCUCUCCUCCCGCUGCUACCGGACCAUUGCACAUCGACGCACGUGAUGCGGAAGGCCGUACUGCGCUGCACCUCGCAUGCUGCCGGCCGCACGCACAUGGUCGCAGUACGGCAGCCACAGCCCCCAUUUGGGAAGGCGGAGAGUACGGCAGCGGCGAUUGCGGCGGCGGCGGCGGUUGCUGCUGCGUGUCGGCGCUUCUGGCGGCGGGGGCGGAUCCCAAUGCGGUGGAUGGCGGCGGUCGGCGAGCGUUACACUUGGUGCUAUCGGAGGCGGCCGCCGCUAGCAGGCUAAGGGAGGCGAACCGGAUUAACCAUUGCAAGCUGGCGACGUCGCGACAUAAGCAGCCGCCGGGCGCCCUCUGUUGGCUGGUGGAGCGGUUGUUGCGGGCGGGUGCUGACCCCAGCACACCCGAGCCCUCACGUGGCCAGACGCCGCUGCACCUGGCGGCUACUGCGCGCUCGCGGCCGCUGCUGCGGCUGCUACUGCGGUUCGGAGCUGACCCACGGGUCGCGGACCAAGCGGGGCGGACACCGGCAGAUGCGCUGGAACGGGCGUUGCGGAGCACUAGGGAUCGUGAGGAGGCAGCCCACCUGACGGCCCUGCUGGACCUCCUACGAGAGUACACGAACCCGUCAAAGCAGCCCAAGACAAAAGCAACCACCUCAACAGGAAGGAGGAAAGCCCCAGGCCAGCGGACGCUGCUAUCCGAUGCUGGCAGCAGCAGCAGCCAGCGGCGGCAGCGGCAGGGAGCUGACAAGCCAGGUCUAGGCGGCGGAGCUGGUCCCAAGAGCCUACGGCAGCUCUACCGGGAGCGCUUUGGAGAGAGCUCUGAGAGUAAUGACGAUGAGGACUGCGAGGAUGCGAGUGGGGGGGAGGAGGAGGAGAAGAAGAAGGAGGAGAAGAGUAUCCAGCCACAUGCGCCUUCCCAUCAGCAGCAGCAACAGCAACACACGCUGGCAUUGGCAUACAUGGUUGCUGAUCGCGCAAGCCGCCUAGGAGCCGCCUUUGGCUGCACUCCCGCUGCCACCACCGUCACGGCUCCAAGCCCAUCUCCGCCUCCCAACCCGCCUUCCAGUCUGGUUGUCACCUUCAAAGGUGGCACCACCACCACAACAGCAGCUACCGGUACAGCCGGCGUUACCUUCAACGACACCAAAGCUGAUGCCACCACCAUGACAGCAGCUGCUGCUGCUGCUGAGGGUCCUGCUCUACUCGUAACCCAGGCUUCACAGCCAAUACCGGUAGUAGCUGCUACCGGCGCCGGCACGUCCAACCCAGCUCCUGCUUCCGUGCCCAAAGCUCCCGCGUCCGCCACCACCAACCCCGCGGUGCCCUCGCGCCCGGCUGCUCGCAAGGGCUUGACUCCGGACCAGGCCGCCACUCGGAUCCAAGCCGUCUACCGCGGCCAUCGCACCCGCCAGCGUAUGCGAGGUGGACCCUCCGCUUCCUCUUCGCGUGCCGCCGCCGGAAGGGAGGUUGAGAGGCCGGUGCAGGCCGCCGCUCAGCCAUCGACCAGCGGCGUGCAGGCGGGCGAUGCCGGUUCUGUAUCCCAGAUACAAGCCGCCGUCGCGGCGACGGCGACGGCGCCGCCGCCGUCGCUUCCUGUGGAGGAGGACACAGGCCGGGCAGCUGAACCUUCCACGCCCCCGAUUUCAGCGCAGACGCUGGCGGCGAACAAUCCGGAUCAAGCUCCGGCAGCAACCGCAGCAGCACCGCUGGUGGCAGCAACACAACCAGCGGCACCACAUGAUACACCCGCAGUAGCAGCAGCAGCAGCGCUGACUGCAGCGCCGCCAUUACCCAAGGUGAUGGCGGCUGCUCCCCGGUUAGGAGAGCAAUCGCACGCACAGCAGUCGCACGCAAAGCAGUCGUACGGACAGCAAUCGUACGGAUCGGGUCACCAGCGGGCAGCGACAUGCAUCCAGGCGGCUUGGCGGGGCCGGCAGGCGCGCCGUACCGUCGAACGCGCACGACAAGAAGCAGCAGAAGCGGUCAAGCAGCCCAGCAGUUCCAAAACGGAUCCCGUCGUCGGGAUACCGAUGCCCGCGGUAGCUGGAAAAGGGGACAGCCACGUCAAUGCUGCUGCGGCUGCUGCUGGCAACGACGAUGAAGGCGCUCGAGCAGCCGCAGAGGAGAAGGAAGAAGCGGACAUCGACGAUGACGAUGAUGACGGGUUGCUGGAGAUCUCCCGUACGGCUGUCGUACGGGGCUUCAAGGAAAAACCCGGUCGUACGAACUCCUCACUCCGCGGUGGUAGUGCUGGGGGUCGCGGUGGUGGUGAAAGGCGCCAGGAGUCCGGUGGCAUUGCCGCACCAUCCUCUGCUGAUGGUGCUGCUGGGCAGUCAGGUGUUGUGGCAGCUAACAUGGCGCUCAGCUCGGGGGCAGCAGCAACAGCUGCUGCUAGCACUGCUGCUAGGGCUGCUACUGGAAGCCCCCAGCGGGUCCCCCGCUACGAGGAUGCGGAGGCGCAUGCCGGCUCAGAUGAGGAUGGAGGGUCGGAUAAGGUGGCGCAGAGCUUCGGAGGCUGGUCUGCUGCAUCCACCGCUGUGAGUGGGGGCUUGGAGUCUCUCAGCGCCGCCAUACCGCUGGAGGGACCUCCUCUGCCGCCGUCAAGACGCCCUUCCGCCGCCACAACAGCCCGGGGCGCCGCCGCCGUGGCCUUCAGCUUUGCGGGCACAGCAAGCACAGGCGAGGGUCGUGGAGGUGGCGGUGGUGGUGGCAGCAUCAACCGAGCCCUGGGACGAACCACGUCAUCCAUGCGACGUGCAGGGGGGAUUCUGCCUCAGGUGGCGGUUGAUGAGAGCGGCCGUAUCGUUGGCGAUGUGGGAGAUCUGGAUCUGCUGGAUCUUGAUUCGGAGGGAGAGGGUGAUGAGGGAGGCGGCGGAGGAGGGGUGUACGAGAGUGGGGACGAUGGGUCUUUGCCGUCGGGGUUCGUGGUGGCACAGGAGGAAGAGAGGGACGGUGGUGGCGGUGGGGGUUUUCAUGUCGUACAUCACAGCGAGGGAGGCGGCGGUUAUGAUGCUGAUGACGAUGGUGAUAGCGUGUUUUGAUGAGGCACAAACAGAACAUGCGGUUCAUAGCUUGAUUGGGCGUUGUGUGUGCCUCAUAUUUGGCUAGAGCUUUCUGUGCAUCCUGCGCUUGGCAAGGUAACCAACUUUGGGUCUUACAAGGCACGUUGCUGCCUUAAUUGUAUGAGUAUUACAUGCCACCGUGGUAUCCAGCAGCUUGGCACAGCCAAACCGCAAACUACGGCAGAAACGAAACACCGGGAUCCAGGCAGUCCAAAUUAAGUGGAGUGGUGUAAUGAAAUUAAGGGCAUGCACAGCAGUCCUCCAACUGCAGAACUGCUCCUCCGUUACCAAUCAAGUCUUAUCAC